GAGGAGUGUCAGGCAGCAUAAAUUUCAGCAUACAAAAUUCCACACACUCGCAGCGCGUCGCAGAUACUUUUCGGCAAAGUUUUCCGCAGGAAAAGCCAGUGUAAAUAAUUUGAAAUCCCACGAUAAAUGGCCUACAGUUCCUCUUAGUAAUUAGAAGUUUGGUGUAAAUAAAUAUGAUGUUCGUUUAGCGUUAAAUUAGUGAAAAUUGAAUAAAACAGAAGGAAGAAUAGACGACAAACGUAAAUAAAAGACAGCCAGAACGAGAGGUGCAGAGUGACGAGCGGCAGACAGAGCGGGAGAGCAACGUGUCGAGCAACAAAUUAAUAAUAAAGAAAAAGAAACACAAAUUGAAAACAACAACAAAAGCCGAAGCAGCAGCGAUUCUGGAUUUCUAGAGGCAGCGGCACAUUCAAAAGAUGGGCUGUGGACAGAGCAAGAUACACUUGUAUCCCAGGAAAUCGAAGAGUAAAGCGAACGGCAAGAAAGGGGGACAUGCUGACUCAGAUGCCGAAACGGACGAGGACGAAGGCCACAUCGAAGAUGCCGAGAAGGCACAACAACGCGACCGCGAGAAGCACGACGAGAGCGAGGAGCUAAGCAAUAAGGACAUCCAGGACAGCGACGAGGACGUGGCCGUCUCCCUGCUGCGUGCCAAGAACCUGUCGCUGCUCCAAAGCCAGGAAAUAUCAUCUAGCCAACAGAACUUCUUCCGCAUGCUGGACAAGAAGAUCGAUGAGGGUCCCGACUACGACUCGGCCAGCGAGACGGAGAUCGCUUUGGAAGAGGCCCGACUGAACGCCCUGCGCCAGCACUGGGAGUCCGCCAGCAUCACGGCCUCCAUCUGCUCCUCGGCCAGCCGCUCGCUGCAGACGACGCCCAUCCGCCAGGUGCAGGUGCCGCUGAAGCAGCCACCCCGUGGCGCCGGCCUGCUGCUCCAGCCUUCCAGUGCGGCGGCGGUCACCGCCUCCUCCUCGACGAUAGUCACGCUGCCCACGACGGAGUAUCUACCUCAGCAUGUUUUGGCGGGGCGGCAGCAGCAACAGGCAGCGGUGCUCUACCAGCAGCAGCAGCAACAAUUAAUCCUGCUGCCCCAGUUGGAUCCCAAUGUUGUCAACACGUCCACGGCGGCGGCAGCGGCCCAACUUGCCCAGUUGCAGCAGCAACAUCAACAGCAGCAGCAGCAGCAGCAGCAACAGCAGCAACUCUACCAGCAGCAACAGCUAUUGCUGUCCCUUCCCGCCGGAACCAAGCCGCAGAGCGUGAGUCCAAAACGCCUGAUCUAUGGCAGUACCGUUGCAGCUGGUCCGCCGGGCAGUACCGCCUGCCCACCGCCGGCCCCGCCUCCUUCCGUUCAGUAUAUUGCCGCCGGCUCGAGCGGCGGUUUCCUCAAUGGCGCCGGCGCCAUCUCCGGAAUCGCAGCGGGACGAGGGCCCCUGCAGCUGGCCUACUACGGUGCCGCCCCCCCGAGCACUGCCCCCCCGACGGCGACGGCCGCUCCCAACGCCCCCGAAACGUACGAACCGCCAACCGCUCCACACAGCCAAAGUCAGCAGCAACAGCCGCCGCCGCCUCCGCCGGGCGCCUACUACGGCGAGAUGAUGCACGGCGUACAGCCCGCUCCGGCGGCGGAGUACAAGUUCCCGCCGGCCAUCAGCGUGCAGCGAUUGGCGCCGCAGGUUCAGCGGCAGCUGCGCGAGACGCAGGAACUCAUAAAAGACUCGUGCCCGCAGCUGUAUGCGGCGGGCUAUGGCAGCCCAGGACCACCGAUACGCAAUCCCAGCAGGAACCCCACUAGAACUAGACCCACCCUGGAGACGCAGUUCUCGCAGGAACUCUCGUGAUAUCUAUAUAUGUAAACAGCCAGCAGACGGAGGAUGCACCCACAUUCAGACAGACAGUUGCAAGACAAAACUGUAGCCAAAGAUGAAAACUAAAAUUAACCAAAAUUAUAAACGAACCCCAUGACGAAAAACCAAGGAAAAGCAACAACAAAAAAAAAAAGAAAA
Drosophila gunungcola (fruit fly) is the source of this 2006-nucleotide messenger RNA. RefSeq names its product mediator of RNA polymerase II transcription subunit 15 (gene tow). NCBI's taxonomy places the organism in Eukaryota, Metazoa, Arthropoda, Insecta, Diptera, Drosophilidae. The record is from RefSeq and is a predicted model, not a curated record.